CAUUACGGAACCAACGAACGACGGACGCUGUUUCUGACGGACCGCGUUGGAUGUGGGACCACUGGUCCCAUCUUGGUUUGUGAGAGGAGAGAGCUGAGAGAACCGUCCAUAUUACAGCUGCUUUGUCAGCACUCUUGGCGGUGAUGGACCCUCCCGGCGGGGGCAGCGAGCGGCGGAGGCAGGCAGAGCGUCUUCGACGGGAGGAGGCAUACUACAACUUCAUCAACGAGCUGAGCGAGGAAGAGUACCGCCUGAUGAGAGAUGGCAAUCUGCUGGGCACUCCUGGGGAGGUGACUGCAGAGGAGCUCCGUCAGCGUCUGGAUGGAGCCAAAGAGCGCGUGUCGUCUCAGCCCCACACCGAGCAGCAAUCGCAGACCGCUGAUUCUGGAGAACAGCAGAGCAGCAGCAGCGGGGGAGAGGAGAGAGGGGCCGGAGGAAGAGGAGGGGCAGGGGGAACAGAAGCCGGAGCAGAAUCUUCUAACGGCGAUUCGUUGCUGGAGUGGCUGAACACGUUCAGACGCACCGGCAACGCCACCCGAAGCGGCCAGAGUGGCAACCAGACAUGGAGGGCAGUCAGCCGGACCAAUCCUAACAGCGGGGAAUUUCGCUUCAGCCUGGAGAUCAACAUAAACCACGAUCAGCCCGAGCCGGGCGAGCACGUCGAGGCCGUGAACUCGCCGGAGGCCCCAGAACUGCAGCUGACUCCUCCACACGCCUCCGCCCCCUCCGCCCGCACCGCCUCCCCCCUCCCCAGCUCCCGGCUUUCAGCUACGCCGCGGCCAGCUCCGUAUCCCUCCCCACGGCCAGCCAUAAGACGGGUGGAGACCCGGCGCACCCGCAGCACGUCUACCGCUCUGUCCGCGACCCCCGCCGCGCCGUCGCCCGGAGAGACGGUCCCGGCCGCCGCGCAACGGCGGGCUUCGACUCUGCACUCCUCAGCACCUUCUCCCUCGGCCCCCAGUCCUCCUGGCGAUCACGCCGCGCCGCUUCAGCAUCAAGUCCUGAAUGUAGAACUGGAGCGGGGACGUACCGAGGCGCCGGCCUCUCUAGACGGGGCGCGCGCGUCUCCGCAGGGCGAGCCCCAGGAGCCGCGCAGCAGCAGGACUCGAUCACGUGGCCGGGCGCGGCGGGCUGCGGCGGGCAGCGGGGCCGCGUCUCGCACGUCCAGGAGAAGUCGGUCCCCUUUGAACAGAACGCCCGCCGUCGGCAGCGCCCCACCUUCCAGCGGCGGUCCAGCCGGGUCCGCGGUCCAAACCGGGGAGCCGAGCGCCGUCACGACCUCCGUGUCCAUGGAGACGGGGGGCAUCGUGACCGAGCCCGACGCCGUGCUGGAGUCCGCCGUGGAGACGGUGGAGCGUGCGAGCGAGUCGCCCGCGGCGGGCGCCGGCGGCUCGGCGGUCCGGCGGCACCCGACGAUCAUGCUGGACCUGCAGGUGAGACGGAUCCGGCCCGGCGAGAACAGGGACCGGGACAGCAUCGCCAGCAGGACGCGGUCCCGCGCCCGGGUGGCGGAGAACACCGUCACCUUCGAGAGCGACAGCGGCGGGUUCCGGCGCACCAUCUCCCGCUCGGAGCGCGCCGGCAUCCGCACCUACGUCAGCACCAUCCGGAUCCCGCUGCGGCGCAUCAGCGAGACGGGCCUCGGCGAGCCCAACUCCACCGCCCUGCGCUCCAUCUUGCGGCAGAUCAUGACCGGCUUCGGGGAGCUCAGCUCGCUCAUGGAGACGGAGGCGAGCUCCGAGAGCGCGGCGCCCAGCCACACGGAGGCGGGCGCCGCAAACGGCACCGGCAGCAGCCGCCUGCACUUAAACGAGAGCGAGCCCGGCCAGGUGGGGCCAGGCGAGGUGGUCCCGGGGACGGAGGGGCAGGUGAGCAGCGAGGAGGAGCAGGCGGGGCGAGGACUCGGCGGCGGGGCGGUCGGCUCGGCGGACGGCCGGGCGAACAGCAGGGACACCAACAACCUGGUGGAGAACGGCACCCUGCCCAUCCUGAGGCUGGCGCACUUCUUCUUGCUCAACGACGAGGAGGACGACGAGCACCCCCGCGGCCUGACCAAAGAGCAGAUCGACAAUCUAGCCACGCGCACGUACGGUCAGGCCAGCCUGGAGGGCGAGAUGGGCCGCGCCUGCAGCGUGUGCAUCAACGAGUACGCCCAGGGCAACAAGCUGCGGCGCCUGCCCUGCUCCCACGAGUUCCACGUUCACUGCAUCGACCGCUGGCUGUCCGAGAACAACACCUGCCCCAUCUGCCGGCAGCCCAUCCUGGCCGCGCACCGUGACUGAGCCGCUCGCUCCUGCUCACCGCCGGCUCAACUGAGCAAACCCAAGUGGGCUUAGCCUGUACAUAUCGCUUUUAGUUUUUUUUUUUUCUUUCUUUCUUUCUUUGAAAACAUCCUUUGGGUUGGAGAAAAGGUCGAACCAAAAGUGUGCAAAAAAAACCAGGAAAGAAACUUUAAAUCCAGAGAAUUAACAAAACUUUAUUUUUUUAGACGCUGUGUUUCCAGGAAGCCGUUUAGCUCUUCCUGUGACCUUAGUUGCUACUUCAGAAACCCGUCAGUCACAUGGCUUCUCUGCUUUAGGAGCUCCGCUACUGACCGCUGACUAGACCCAUUUACUGUUUUUUUUUUUUUUUUUAAACGUAGACGGCUGCGAGCGCAACGUGGCAAAGGAAGUACGCCGGCUUGUCGGGCUACGCUAGCACGUCACCUGCAAAAAGAAAAACAAGCUAACCUUAGCAAGUAGCAACCGGCUUCCAGAUCCGUGCACAUUUACCGACAUUAGCAAGUGGGCGGAUAUUCAGCUGCCUGAUAUUUACAUGCAUUUGGCGGGAAAAACCUUUACAUAACGGAAAAGCUUUGAUCCUUUGAUGCGCAUGAAUCGGUAAUUUGCUGACAAGCAGAGGAGGUGAGGUACCAGGACAGCGACGCAGAGUUUUGUCCCCUAAAAUCCUCCGCUGGCUAAGGCAAAAGACGACUGUGUGUUGAUUGAUGUUGAAAGGCCCGAUUUUGGCUAAAUGUUCUGCUGUGUGAAAAAUGCGACAACUUUCUCCACUACAGCUGUUUAAAAAAAUAAAUAAUAAUAAUCAAAAGGAAGGCAGCAGCGCGGUUCUGUGAGGAAUGCCAUGUAAACGCACUGUUUUGCAUCACUGUGAUGUUCUGGACUUACCUGGCUGUUCUAGAUGCUCUUACUGGCCUUUAUCCACUUAAUAGUUACCUCCAUAUUUUUGGUGUUUUUUUUUUUUUUUAUAAAUAUGUUAAUAUAUAGGAACGAAAAAUGUUAAUAUUUGGUAAAUAUUUAUUAACUUCCAAUAUUAUCCCUACGGUAGCCUCUGUUUGCAGUAUUGAGGUAUGUUUUAAUUGUGCUAUAGCCCUGCCUGUAUUUACACUGUGUGUGGGGGGGGAAAUAAAUAAGUACUUAAAAUUCAA
Molecule: messenger RNA, 3424 nt
Organism: Fundulus heteroclitus (mummichog)
Lineage: Eukaryota; Metazoa; Chordata; Actinopteri; Cyprinodontiformes; Fundulidae
Gene: rnf6
Product: ring finger protein (C3H2C3 type) 6
Exons: 4
Coding region: 144-2282 (712 amino acids)
Biological process (GO): ubiquitin-dependent protein catabolic process; protein ubiquitination; positive regulation of DNA-templated transcription
Cellular component (GO): nucleoplasm; cytoplasm
Molecular function (GO): ubiquitin protein ligase activity
Source: RefSeq, a predicted model, not a curated record